GCCCAAGAGACUCACUGCUACUCGCGCUCUUGCCACCGUCUACUCUCCAACCCUUCUGCCAUCCCUCGGCACCAGCUCGCUGACGCUACCGCCACCCCUACCGCCAGGCCGCAUAGCCGUGCUCCGCUCACCUUCUCUCGCGCUACAGUCUCAAGGGUAGCUAGCCAAGCUACCAAGCUCGUCAGGAGCGAGAGAAAGAGGCCGCCGGCGGUGCGCGGGGAUGAUGAUGAUGAGCAGCGGCCGGGCGGGCGGCGGGGCCACCGCGGGGCGGUACCCGUUCACGGCGUCGCAGUGGCAGGAGCUGGAGCACCAGGCGCUCAUCUACAAGUGCCUGGCGUCCGGCAAGCCCAUCCCUUCCUACCUCAUGCCGCCGCUCCGCCGCAUCCUCGACUCCGCCCUCGCCACGUCGCCGUCCCUCGCCUACCCGCCGCAACCCUCACUGGGCUGGGGCUGCUUCGGGAUGGGCUUCACCCGGAAGGCCGACGAGGACCCGGAGCCCGGGCGGUGCCGGCGCACGGACGGCAAGAAGUGGCGCUGCUCCAAGGAGGCGUACCCGGACUCCAAGUACUGCGAGAAGCACAUGCACCGGGGCAAGAACCGUUCAAGAAAGCCUGUGGAAAUGUCCUUGGCCACGCCGGCCCCGGCGCCGGCCCCCGCCGCCGCCACAACCGCCACCGCCACCUCAUCCCCGGCGCCGUCCUACCACCGCCCGGCCCACGACGCCACGCCGUCUCCGUACCACGCGCUGUAUGGAGGCGGCGGCGGCGGCGGCGGUAGCCCUUACUCGGCGUCGGCACGCCCAGGAGCAACCGGAGGCGGCGGCGCGUACCACCACGCGCAGCAUGUGAGCCCCUUCCACCUCCACCUCGAGACCACCCACCCGCACCCGCCGCCGCCCUACAACUACUCCGCCGACCAGAGGGACUACGCGUACGGGCACGCGGCCGCCAAGGAGGUCGGCGAGCACGCCUUCUUCUCGGACGGCGCGGGCGAGCGGGUCGACCGGCAGGCCGCGGCGGGGCAGUGGCAGUUCAGGCAGCUCGGGGUGGAGACGAAGCCGGGCCCCACGCCGCUGUUCCCCGUCGCCGGGUACGGGCACGGCGCGGCGUCGCCGUACGGCGUGGAGAUGGGCAAGGACGACGACGAGCAGGAGGAGAGGCGCCGCCAGCACUGCUUCGUUCUUGGAGCCGACCUGCGGCUGGAGCGGCCGUCGUCGGGCCAUGGCCAUGGCCAUGACCAUGACGACGCCGCCGCCGCGCAGAAGCCGCUCCGGCCCUUCUUCGACGAGUGGCCGCACCAGAAGGGGGACAAGGCCGGGUCGUGGAUGGGGCUCGACGGCGAGACGCAGCUCUCCAUGUCCAUCCCCAUGGCCGCCACCGACCUCCCCGUCACCUCCCGCUUCCGUAACGGUGGGCACUACGAGUGAUGCCACAUCAAACCUGGCGCUGGAAACUCGGAACGUAUGGUGCUGAUGCUGACCAUGAGAUGUACCGUUUCGCUCAAGGCCGGCCGUCAUCACCACGGCCACAUCAAACCGGUUUGAAGAACUUGGGAAGGCCGAAUGAAACCUCCAGAAGAAUGAUCUGUCCUCUUUUUCUCCAUUUUCUUUUUUCUUUUAGUAUUACUCUGUAUUGCUUCGCGUGUAAUAUGUUUUCCUGUAAUAUCAAGUGAGGGCGUUUCUGAAUUCUCAUGCAGCAUUUGGGCUCA
Zea mays is the source of this 1707-nucleotide messenger RNA. Its product is annotated as growth-regulating factor 3-like. Gene Ontology annotation, biological process: DNA-templated transcription; developmental process; regulation of DNA-templated transcription. NCBI's taxonomy places the organism in Eukaryota, Viridiplantae, Streptophyta, Magnoliopsida, Poales, Poaceae. Gene Ontology annotation, molecular function: ATP binding. The transcript is spliced from 3 exons. Gene Ontology annotation, cellular component: nucleus. Bases 221 to 1426 code for a protein of 401 amino acids. The record is from RefSeq and is a predicted model, not a curated record.